Molecule: messenger RNA, 1774 nt
Organism: Etheostoma spectabile (orangethroat darter)
Lineage: Eukaryota; Metazoa; Chordata; Actinopteri; Perciformes; Percidae
Exons: 6
Coding region: 211-891 (226 amino acids)
Biological process (GO): positive regulation of immunoglobulin mediated immune response; cytokine production; positive regulation of natural killer cell cytokine production
Cellular component (GO): external side of plasma membrane
Molecular function (GO): cell adhesion molecule binding
Source: RefSeq, a predicted model, not a curated record
CUUCCAUAAAGUCCUAAAUGUAUCUGUUGUAAUUUGUUCCAAUUGGUUUGAACGUUACUUUGGCAACUUAAUAGGAAAUGACCUCAAGAAUAACUUGGUCUUGUAUCCGUUGAGGCGAUCCUUUGUUGUCAAAGACUCCACCUCUUAAGUUGAGAGCAGCCUUCCUGGAGCACAGUCAGACAUCACAGAGCUGUGAUCAUACGCACCACGAUGAACCGGAGCCUGAUAACAGCUUUAAUUCUCUGCAGCAUCAGCUGGAUCUCUGUCUCAGGUUCUGAGUCUCUCACUGAGACUGUGGAGGGUCGGCCGGGUGGAGAAGUCACACUCACAUGCUCCAACAUGUCCAGCAAAGACGCUCCAACAUUCUGGUUGAGAGUGGUCAACAGAACCAAGGCCAGCUGGAUCUCCACCAUGACCAGCUCUGCAGGCAAUCCUUUAUACAGGGUUGGAAAUCAAGAUGGAAAAUUCCACAUGAGUAGCAACAUCUCCACUCUCUUUCUCCAAAUCAAACGAGUGGAUGUAUUUGACUCUGGACUGUAUUUAUGUGGAUUUUACAUCGGAGGACGUUUUAAUUCCAGCACAAUACACUUCAAUGUUAAAGGUAACGAUAAAUCUCGUGAUGAUGACGACAGGAAGUCUGAAAAGUCUGAUGGAACAGUAAACCUGAUGAGUUUGGUCCUGGGCGCUCUGACCGUUCUCCUCUUCAUGAUCAUCAUCGGUCUGGUUGUUAUAAUCAGGAAACUUCAGAAAGCUGCCAAUGAAGAACAGAAUCCACAACAGCCUGAGAACCGGGCACCUGAAGAGGUGAACUACGCAGCUGUGGCUUUCCGUCCAAAAACAAGAAGAACAAGAGAAGUUGAGCCCAAUGUUGUGUAUGCUUCUACUAGAUAGACCCAGGAUUACACCAGAUAAGCGGUUCCGACUAAAACUGAUGCUUUAUCAUAUUAAUCUGCAGAUGGUGGACAGGAGGACUGACCAUCACUGUCAAAUAAGGACAAAAAUGCAACCUUCUUCCUAGUGCCCAGUUUGAAUUUGAAUCUCUUUUAAAGAUGUAAUUAGUGCACAUCAACAUGGAGAGAAGAUUUUGUAAAUAGCAGUGUGUCUAUUCUGGUAUAGGGAAUACAAUUCAAGAGAUACAGCAGCAAUCUAGUAUUACAUUUGACUGAAAUAUGAAUUACUCUUUCUUCUUUUCCUUCACUACUUGUUUCUGUUACACUCUGACACUGUGUUUCACGGUAGUUCCACUUCCCCUUGUUCACUUCCCCUCAGAUAGUACAAAGCAGCAUAAGACGCAGGGAGGCUGUUUCUGUUGAUGCCAUGCACCUCAUUGGAGAGUACUGCUUGCUGCAUUACUUGUAAGAAAGGUGCUAUAAUAUUACGUGACCCGGUGUUGGCUGUAUUUGGAGUACUCUGUAGCAAAAUUCAGAACCCUUCUAGCGCCCAUGUUAAUUCUAUUAAUCUGGAAACAGACACCACCUCCUCCCACUUCCAGCAUGUUGAUCAAAGACGUCAUGCAGCACCUAAAACUGGGAUACUCAGAUAUACAUCGUGUGGUUCCGUUGAAACGUUUUAUAGAACUUGGCAAUGCACAGCCCCGUGGCUCCUACCUUAACUCUUAGCUCUGAUAACUACCUGAGGUGUGUUGUCAAUAAGUAUUUAGAGCAGGUUUGUACUCUGAUUAUUAUUUUCUAAUCUGAUUAUCUACCAUACAGGACUUAUUGUGUUUGUGUCUGUGUAAGUAAAUGUUUUGUAAAACUAUUUCUGUAAUAUUAUA